This is a messenger RNA of Ogataea parapolymorpha DL-1, 363 nucleotides long. Its product is annotated as 40S ribosomal protein S26. The coding region runs from base 1 to 363 and encodes 120 amino acids. The record is from RefSeq and is a predicted model, not a curated record. Gene Ontology annotation, molecular function: structural constituent of ribosome; mRNA binding. The transcript has a single exon. Gene Ontology annotation, biological process: translation. NCBI's taxonomy places the organism in Eukaryota, Fungi, Ascomycota, Pichiomycetes, Pichiales, Pichiaceae. Gene Ontology annotation, cellular component: cytosolic small ribosomal subunit; ribosome.
AUGCCAAAGAAGAGAUCAUCCAACGGAAGAAACAAGAAGGGUAGAGGACACGUCAAGCCAGUCAGAUGUGUCAACUGCUCCAGAUGUGUCCCUAAGGAUAAGGCCAUCAAGAGAGUCACUAUCAGAAACAUGGUCGAGGCUGCUGCUGUGAGAGAUCUGUCUGAGGCUUCCGUCUACGACGAGUAUCCACUGCCAAAGCUGUACCACAAGCUGGCUUAUUGUGUCUCAUGCGCUAUCCACGCCAGAAUUGUGAGAGUCAGAUCUAGAACCGACAGAAGAAUCAGAACUCCACCAGUCAGACAAAGAUUCAACAGAGAAAGAAGAGUUUCUCCUGCUGACGCUGCUAAGAAGGCCACUGCUUAA